CUCUGAGUUCUCUCUCCUCUCCCCACCUUCUCUCUCCUCUCCCCACGAACCGCGCCACCUUUUCUGACGCCGCAUCAUCGGCGACUUCAUCGCCGUCGACAAGACGCAUCAAGGCAGUGCCUGCUACUCCCGCCUCCGCAUUCUUGCCCCACGGAGCGUGCUCCUGCUCUCGGCCGCCGUCCUGGUGCUGAACAGCUGACACAGCCGGAGAGAUCCGCCCGGCCUCGGAUCCGUUUCUUCUCCUGCUGGUGCCUUGGUGAUGCUGAUGCGGACUCGGGACUCCUACGGAGAGCUGAGGUGACCUUGUUGAGUGUGCCCUUACCCAGCGCCGCCUGCCUCCGAGCCGAGAUCUCCUCCGCGCACCCCGGCAUUCUCUCUCUCUGUCUCUGGUGCCGACGACCGCGCGGCCGACCCCGCCCUACGCCAGGUGCUCAGGUCUCCAUCUUCGGGACCUUCGCCGGCGACGAGCACCCGCCCAGGUCAACAUCAUGAUGGCUACUUUGGGGAGGAAGAAGCGGCAAGCCGCAACAACCUUCAUCGUGCUUUGCAUCUUGUCAUCCUUCUACAUCUGCAAAGCGCAGUUCACGCCUGCGGACAGCUACCUUGUUGACUGUGGGUCCUCCAAGAGCACAAUGGUUGGCCAGAGGACCUUCACAGCGGAUGGCGCAUCUCCGGUGAAGGUGUCCACCUCCCAGGAUAUACUUGCGGGCACCUCAGCAAACGGGGUGGCCUCUUUUGAUAACUCGGCGCUGUACCAGACUGCCCGGAUCUUCACCGGGCCAUCAUCCUACACUUUCCCUAUCCAGAAGCAGGGCCGGCAUUUCGUCCGGUUUUACUUCUUCCCCUUCACCUACCAGAGCUAUGAUCUUUCACUUGCCAAAUUUACUGUGUCCACCCAAGAUGUUCUCCUGCUUAGUGACUUCCAGCAACCAGACAAGACCGCACCCUUGUUCAAGGAAUACUCACUGAAUAUCACCCGCGACACGCUCGUGAUUUCCUUCAAGCCGUCAAAUGGAAUUGCAUUUGUCAACGCAAUUGAGGUGGUCUCUGUCCCAGAUGAUCUCAUCACCGAUGAUGCACAAAUGGUCAACCCUGUCCAGCAGUACAGUGGUUUGUCUACACAGCCACUGGAGACAGUAUAUCGGGUUAACAUGGGUGGUCCGAAGGUCACUCCUGACAAUGAUACCCUCUCGAGGACCUGGGUGACUGAUCUAAAGUACUUGUUGAACCCAUCUGUGACCAAACAGGUUAAUUAUGGCAAGCGUGUCAACUAUAAGAAGGGUGGAGGUGGAGCUACUCAGCUGUCAGCCCCUGAUAUUGUCUAUGGCACAGCUACAGAGUUGGCAGCGACAAAUACAUCCAAUGCUCUUUUCAACAUGACAUGGCAGUUUGAUGUGGAUGCUGGCUUCAGCUAUUUGGUAAGGUUUCACUUCUGUGAUAUUGUCAGCAAGGCACUUAACCAGCUCUACUUCAAUGCAUAUGUUGGAGGCUUUUAUGCACAGAAUAAUCUUGAUCUGUCAGCAAUGUCUGAUAGUCAGUUAGCUACACCUAUAUAUAUAGAUGUGGUUCUUUCAUCUAAUGAUGCAUCCAGCAAACUUAGCAUCAGCAUUGGCCCAUCGGUCUUGAACAAUGUAUUGCCCGACGGGAUUCUGAAUGGGCUUGAGGUUAUGAAGAUAAGUACCGGAGGUUCUGCUUUCACUGUCGGGUCUGGCAGUGGAAACAAAAAAUGGGGUGUGAUUCUUGGCGCAGCCCUCGGAGGUGUUGGACUGUUUAUAAUUGUUGUUGUUCUUGUACUUCUUUGCCGGAGGAAAAAGACCCUGGAAAAGCAGCAUUCAAAGACCUGGAUGCCUUUCUCUAUCAAUGGGCUCACCUCUCUCAGCACAGGAAGCAGAACGUCUUAUGGUACUACUCUCACAUCAGGGCUGAAUGGAAGCUAUGGAUACCGUUUUGCCUUCAGUGUGCUCCAAGAAGCAACAAACAAUUUCGACGAGAACUGGGUCAUUGGAGUUGGAGGCUUUGGAAAGGUCUACAAGGGGGUGAUGAGGGAUGAGAGCAAGGUUGCAGUGAAGCGUGGAAACCCAAAGUCUCAGCAAGGUCUCAACGAGUUCCGUACAGAGAUUGAGCUCCUCUCACGUCUGCGCCACCGCCAUUUGGUGUCUCUGAUUGGGUACUGUGAUGAAAGGAACGAAAUGAUCCUGGUCUACGAGUACAUGGAGAAAGGCACUCUCAAGAGCCAUCUCUAUGGCUCCGAUAACCCCUCGCUCAAUUGGAAGCAGAGGCUGGAGGUUUGCAUCGGAGCAGCAAGGGGGUUGCACUACCUUCACACUGGAUCUGCGAAGGCCAUCAUCCAUCGUGAUGUCAAGUCCGCAAACAUCUUGCUCGACGAGAACCUCCUCGCCAAGGUCGCUGACUUUGGGCUAUCCAAGACUGGGCCUGAGCUCGACCAAACUCAUGUCAGCACUGCAGUGAAGGGCAGCUUCGGGUACCUCGAUCCUGAAUAUUUCCGGAGGCAGCAGCUGACCGAGAAGUCGGAUGUCUACUCUUUCGGUGUUGUUUUGCUUGAGGUUCUUUGUGCAAGGCCAGUGAUCGACCCCACGCUGCCGAGGGAGAUGGUGAACCUGGCCGAGUGGGGGAUGAAGUGGCAGAAGAGAGGAGAGCUGCACCAGAUCAUCGAUCAGAGGAUCUCGGGCACAAUCAGGCCGGACUCUCUGAGGAAGUUUGGCGAGACCGUGGAGAAGUGCCUGGCAGACUACGGCGUGGAGCGGCCGUCGAUGGGAGACGUCCUCUGGAACCUGGAGUACGUUCUGCAGCUUCAGGACGCCGAUUCGACGGUCUCGGAUGUGAACAGCAUGAACCGUAUCGUGGAACUCCCGUCACAGGUCCAGAACGUCGGGGCCCUCGAGAGCAUCAGCGUGACGAUGGCAGAAGCCGGAGCGUCAAACGAGCCUGACCACGACCUCUCCGAUGUGUCCAUGAGCCGCGUCUUCUCUCAGCUGAUCAAGGCCGAGGGGAGGUAAAUGUGCGUGACGCAGCCUGUAGGGUGUGGGUGGUGGGGAGGAAGCCUUCAAAGUCAUCUCUUGCUGAAGUUUACGUGAGAGAGAUCAUGUGUGAUUUUUUUUCUUCUUUUCGUCUACAAAUGUACUACUGAAGUGAACUAUGGUUUCGAGUUACAGUUUUAGCC
Messenger RNA from Zea mays, 3181 nucleotides. RefSeq names its product Putative receptor-like protein kinase family protein. The transcript has 3 exons. The coding region runs from base 489 to 3017 and encodes 842 amino acids. Gene Ontology annotation, biological process: protein phosphorylation. Gene Ontology annotation, molecular function: ATP binding; protein kinase activity. The record is from RefSeq and is marked validated. NCBI's taxonomy places the organism in Eukaryota, Viridiplantae, Streptophyta, Magnoliopsida, Poales, Poaceae.